Molecule: messenger RNA, 1720 nt
Organism: Ceratotherium simum simum (southern white rhinoceros)
Lineage: Eukaryota; Metazoa; Chordata; Mammalia; Perissodactyla; Rhinocerotidae
Source: RefSeq, a predicted model, not a curated record
CCUGGAUUUUGGGGAGUGGGGGUGGGCGGGGAGGAGGACCCAAAGGGGAAAAAGGACUCUGUGAGGGAGUCGGUGAGAGACUAUGGGGAAGGACCAGGAGCUGCUGGAAGCUGCUCGCACUGGAAAUGUGGCUCUGGUGGAGAAACUCCUGUCUAGCAGGAAAGGAGGGAUCCUGGGCGGUGGAUCCGGACCCCUGCCCCUAUCUAAUCUGCUAAGCAUCUGGCGAGGCCCCAAUGUGAACUGCACAGACAGUUCGGGUUACACUGCUUUACACCACGCAGCCUUAAAUGGACAUAAGGACAUAGUUCUCAAACUACUUCAAUAUGAGGCAUCAACAAAUGUAGCAGACAACAAAGGUUAUUUUCCUAUUCACUUGGCUGCCUGGAAAGGAGAUGUGGAAAUUGUGAAGAUUCUUAUUCAUCAUGGACCGUCACAUUCCAGAGUCAAUGAACAGAACAAUGAAAAUGAAACUGCUCUACACUGUGCAGCUCAGUACGGACACUCGGAAGUAGUUGCUGUUCUCCUAGAAGAGCUCACCGAUCCUACCAUCAGGAACAGCAAGCUAGAAACACCUUUGGACCUGGCAGCACUCUAUGGACGGCUUAGAGUGGUCAAAAUGAUCAUCAGCGCACACCCUAACUUAAUGAGCUGCAACACUCGAAAGCACACACCGCUACACCUCGCUGCACGUAAUGGUCACAAAGCAGUUGUCCAGGUGCUGUUGGAAGCAGGAAUGGAUGUGAGCUGUCAAACAGAAAAAGGGAGUGCACUUCACGAAGCAGCUUUGUUUGGAAAGGUGGAUGUUGUGAGAGUUCUAUUAGAAACAGGAAUUGAUGCCAACAUAAAGGAUAGCUUAGGUAGAACUGUCUUAGACAUUCUGAAAGAACAUCCAUCUCAGAAAUCUCUCCAGAUUGCAACACUCUUACAAGAAUAUUUAGAAGGUGUGGGAAGAUCAACAGUCCUUGAAGAACAGGUGCAGGAAGAUACAACACAAGAAACACACAUUUCAUCUCCUGUUGAGUCUCCUUCCCAAAAGACCAAAAGUGAAACAGUGACUGGAGAAUUAUCGAAACUCUUGGAUGAAAUAAAGCUCUGUCAAGAAAAGGAUUAUUCUUUUGAAGAUUUGUGCCAUACAAUAUCAGACCACUACUUAGAUAAUUUGAGCAAGAUUUCAGAGGAAGAACUUGGGAAAAAUGGAAGCCAGAGUGUAAGAACUUCAUCUACAAUAAAUUUGUCACCAGGAGAAGUGGAAGAAGAAGAUGAUGAUGAAAACACCUGUGGGCCUUCAGGACUCUGGGAAGCAUUAACUCCUUGUAAUGGAUGUAGGAACCUUGGCUUCCCCAUGCUUGCACAGGAGUCCUAUCCAAAGAAGAGGAAUUACACUAUGGAAAUUGUACCAUCUGCUUCCCUGGAUACAUUUCCUUCAGAAAAUGAGAACUUUCUAUGUGAUCUCACGGACACAGCAGUUACAAAGAAACCCUGCUCCUUAGAAAUUGCCAGGGCCCCUUCCCCAAGAACUGAUAAUGCCUCUGAGGUAGGAAUUACUGCUCCAGGAACUAGUAACCAUAGAAACAGCUCAACAGGCCCAACUCCUGACUGCUCGCCUCCAUCCCCCGACACUGCCCUCAAAAAUAUUGUAAAAGUUAUUCGACCCCAGAUGGACUCAGAACAUGGAAUUGGUGGUGUUCUCAACCUGGCUCACUCUGAAUGGGCCUCAUAA